Messenger RNA from Macrosteles quadrilineatus (aster leafhopper), 3782 nucleotides. Its product is annotated as GATA-binding factor C-like. Gene Ontology annotation, biological process: cell fate commitment; negative regulation of transcription by RNA polymerase II; positive regulation of transcription by RNA polymerase II. The record is from RefSeq and is a predicted model, not a curated record. The transcript is spliced from 8 exons. Gene Ontology annotation, molecular function: zinc ion binding; DNA-binding transcription factor activity, RNA polymerase II-specific; RNA polymerase II cis-regulatory region sequence-specific DNA binding. The coding region runs from base 226 to 1995 and encodes 589 amino acids. Lineage: Eukaryota; Metazoa; Arthropoda; Insecta; Hemiptera; Cicadellidae.
CGAUCGGGCCGAACAGUUCGUGCAGCGACUCCGAUAGUUUUAUCAAUGACAGAUGUGUUUUGACAGGACGUGUAUUCUGUGACAGUGGCGUGUUGUCGGUUCGCGAUCGGUUUGACGGUUUGUGACUGUGAUUCUACAUCGUGGAGACAUGUGUAGUGUGUGAUCUCAAGUACCUUCCACCGUCCAGAUGAGUAGCGUCUGAGGUCUGAACUGUGCAUACGAGAUAUGGACAUGACGAUGACAGACUCGCCCCACCGCAGCUGGUACGACAGCACCACUCCCCGUGAGGGAGGUAGCGACUCCCAACUAUCUGUAGCAGAACACAUGAGCUCCCUGUUCGCACACCAUCACGCCCAGGAGCCCAGCGGGUCCAGGGAGUACCCAGCCUACCGAGGGUCCGCGGCCAGGGAGGACGGCGACUCCCAACUGUCAGUGGCGGAACACAUAUCCUCCCUGUUCGCUCACCAUCACGCCGCCUCCUUGGAACCCGCGGCCACCAGGGAGUACCCAGGGUACAGAGCGGCGGCGGUCACCAUGACCAGCAGAUACUACCAUGGACAGCUGCAUGGGCACGCCUCCUCGUACGCGGCGCAGCAUGAUACGGACUCCAGGACUUCUCCAUCAACGGCGGCGAGGCAAGUGUGCAGACCUCACUUCAGCCAUCACCCUUGGAUAUCAGGGUCAGACAGCAAGCAGCUCUCCUACCCCCAGAACGGGCACCCACCCUCCACCUCCACCGCGUCUUCGUGGUGUUCGCCCUUCAACCCCGUCCAGUCGUCCAGCGAAGACACCCCCGCCUCCGCCAAGUCGCCUCACAACCCCGUGUCCUCGGUGUCCCACGCCAUGUUCAGUUUUCCCCCCACACCACCUAAGGACGCUACCCCGGACCCUGACAGUGUCCCGACGGCGUCCACUUCCAACGCGCUAUCUACACCGACGUCUUCGGAUUACAUGUCCAAGGGGACGCCGACGUCCAACGCCAACGACUACUCCAACGUCAUCGUCCACGCCGCCUCCAUGGGUGUGUUUAUCCAUCCUGACCAGGCGUCGUCGUGUGACAUCAAACCCAUGCUCAACUCGCAGUCGUCCAAGCAGCGUGAAGGUACCUCGACCUCUUCCUCCGGCACGACCUCCCCCGCCUACCCUCACACCAGCCAGGGCUACCAACCUUAUCCUCAGGACUCCUACCCUUCCUACUCCCACGGAUCCUUCUACAACAAGGGGUACUAUCAGAACAACACCUCCUCCUCCCUCUCCAACAACUCCUUGGUCAAGUACUCGUCUGCCGCUAAGAGUAAAUCUCGAACUAGCGCUGAAGGGAGAGAGUGUGUCAACUGCGGGGCGACAUCCACGCCACUAUGGAGGAGGGACGGCACCGGGCACUACCUCUGCAACGCUUGCGGCCUUUACUACAAGAUGAACGGCCAGAACCGUCCACUCAUCAAGCCCAAGAGGCGACUGUCACUACAGUCGGCGGCGCGGAGAGCGGGUACGAGUUGCGCCAACUGCAAGACAACCACCACCACCCUCUGGAGACGUAACCAGAAUGGGGAACCUGUCUGUAAUGCUUGCGGGCUCUACUACAAGCUGCACAACGUUAACAGGCCGCUGACGAUGAAGAAGGAAGGGAUACAGACGAGGAAUCGAAAAUUGUCGUCAAAGUCGAAGAAGAAAAAAGGCGGGAGUUUGCCAGGUUCCUGCUUAGCACUGACAGGGGUCAUGGGGGACAUGAUGAAACCUUUCCAAGGGGACGGGAUGGGAUCCAAGGGGGCUGGCUUCAGCUCGCCUCACGCCUUUAACAGCCAUCACAUGAGUCACUACAUGUAUCCGCAUAGUAACAUCCACCCUCAGGCGCACUUCGGGUCGCCGCAGCCCCCGGGCCCAGCUGCGCCGCCUCCGGGAAUGCACCAUCAUCAUCACAUGGCCACCUUCACCAGCUUCGGCUUUCCGGGGACGUCCAACGGAAUGCCCAGUUGGAGAUCUGAAUACACCUGAUGUGCCGACCGAGUCGCCACCGCUCUCACUCCUCCGCUCUCCAGUCUAGUCCUAGUUUAAGAGAUAUUAUUUCGUGAGUGUCCGCUGUAGCCAGUCUAGCAGACUGAUAGAUUUAUCUGUGUUAUCUGUCUCCCUUGCCUUUAGCUAUAACCCACUUUUUUACAGAUUCCUAUUUGAUUUUGUCCCGAGUCGAGCUUUAACCGGCCAAGUCGAGCACUUGUAAAUUGACCUUGUACAUAGCCACAUGUGUGGAGGAUAGGGUGUUGUGGACUUGGUGGGUUUGUUAUGAAAUACGAGUUUAGUUGUCAAUACAUUACGAUCUCAAACUGCACUCGAUAAGUUUUUAUUGUAACAACCAGUGCUUGAAAGACAAUGUCAGUUUGCAUAACCCCUCAAAAAUAUAUUAGUGACGCAUAAUAUAUUUGUAACGCAGCGUUACAAAACACAAAAGUGGCUUUAUUACAAAAUAAUUGUCAAGUCUUGAUAUAUAUCGUGGUUUGGUUAUCAAUCGGAUCAGGGUAGGUGAUAUCGUAGCUUUGGCGUUUCACCGUUUGCUCUUCUCACUCCUUUCAUACGAUCCACACACAUAAAUUUCGGGUCCCAUAUCGGAAAAAAGAAAGUUAAAAGAGACUGCAAACCUCUAAAAAACCAUUUUUACGAUUUGUCUCCAGAGUGGACUUGAAACUCUAUCCUAUUUUUUAUGAAUUCUGAAACCAAUCGCUGUGAUCUGACAGAGAUUCCAAUCAUCAAAAUCACAAACUUACUCACCAAUGUCCUACAACUCUCCAUAUCCACAUUCAUUUUGUUUACGGCAUUGAUACUGUAAAUACGCAGGUUGUUCCGUGAUAGAUUUCGGUUAAGUACAAAACCACCCCGAGAUCGAGAUGGCGUUCUCAAGACUGUCUCGUGUAUAUAUUGUAUAUUAGACUGCCGUUAUAGACUGUACAGUGCGGUUUUUAUUUAUUAAAACGCUCGUCUCGAUCGCUAUAUUAAACACGUUUGUGUUAAGGAGUGCAAUGUUUUAAAUUUUGUUAUUGUACAAAUAGUGAAAGAUAAUUUAAAGUGUUAUUUAAUGUAAAAAUUGUAAAUUAUAUUUUGAUUACUUUUGCAUAAUUAUAAGAAUUGGGUACUUCUAAAUUCUAGGUCGCCUCUCAAGACACUGGUAAAUUGAGGAUUUGUUAUUGUUUCAUGAUGAGAUAUUUUAUUUUGGUUUUGUAAAUUGUGACAUGAGAAGACUAUGUAUACGUGACACAUUAAAUUAUUCUGUUUGAAUAUCAACUUUACAUCAAUGUAAACUUAUGUCUUUUUGUACUAGACACCAAAUGUCUUAAUUUUAUUGUCUUUAGGCUAAUAACAUAAUGUGUGUUCUAGAGACUCGUGUAUGUUAUAAUUUCUUUCAACAGUUAGAAAACAUAAUCAAAUUGUUAUUGGCAUCUAAUUUGACCGAAAUUGUGAUUCCAAAUAGUCAAAACAUAAAUAUUUUUACUUUUUUUUUGUAAAAUGGUUGUACUACCAAUUGCCAAUAUCAGCAAUACUUAAACAUUAAAAUUAGAGAUAAAUGUCUUUAUAUUUUUGUCAGAGAUAACACCAUAUUAUACUGAUCUUGUAAAUGUUCAAUGACAUUUUAUGAUAUUAUUUAGUGAUAUGUUGCAAUUAAUUGUAUAUUGUAUGAUAUUUUUUACCGGCGACCUGGGAAGCGAUCUAGAGUUCGCUCGCUGGACCAACCCACCUGUAAUAUAUCCAUGUCCUGUGACAACUUAUUUGUAUACAGUUACGUGUGCGUUGUC